CAAUAAAAGAGGAGCGCAUCUCGAUAAACUUGCACAGUUGAUAUUUUGAUACAAAACCAAGAACAGCAUAACUGAACCGAGAAACAAUUUCUGACUCAAUUGAAAAAUAAGUCGAAAAAUUUAGUCAAUCUAAACUUAAAUUAGUCGUAAACCUAGUUAAGAACCAUUUCUAAAAUGACGAGAUUUGUAGACUUGGUCAAAGUAAUAAUCGUUCUCAGUGUUUUACUGAAAAAUCAAGUCACAUCAAGAUCACUUUUACCAUCACUCAAUGAAUUUGAAGGCAGAGAAGAAGAAGCCAAAGUAAUAACGACCGAAUUCUCCAAGACGACCUCACCCCCGAACAGUGAUGAGAUUUUGGAUGCUGUAAAUUGUAACAACGACUACAUGGGAAUUGUCGCCCCACACGCGUCAAACUCGACCGAAAACGGGGUUGACAAUAAGUGCUACACUUGUGGAGACUUGACAACGAACAAGUGUUCCGACGUUUGUUCUGGGAUGGGGUUCAAAUGCUGGAAGUGUGAAGCGUGUGAAUGCGGAUGUAGUAACAAAGGCUGUUAAUUUAAUUGCCAAAUAGAUAUGAAAAAUAUGGAAGACAUGAAACGUAAACUUUAGACAACAGUUUACAUAAACUCAAAAAUUGUACAAAUUAGUUAGUGUAUUUUUAGCUAUUUUUUUUUUUACUUCUCGUUGCUAUCACAUACUCACUUAAGUAAAUCAACAAGAAUUGUUAAAUAUGUCCUAUCAGAUUAUAUAAAUAUAAUGCAUUAUUGUAUUUAAGAUUUGCGAUGUGGAGAUGCAUUAUAAAAUAUAAAUAUUUAUGUUCGUUAGAAAUAAUUUUCUAGCUAUAGUUUUCACGCAUAUACUAAAGGGAGGGCAGCCUGGUGGAUACGAAUUUGGCCUUGAAUAACCCCGGAAUGGUUUGUCGUAGCGGGUCAAAAUUUUGAACAGACGAGCAUGUUAUCCUCAGAUAGUUGUGUGUAAAAUUUCAGCCCUCUACUUUCAAAAAUGCCUCCCGUACAGCCCCCAGAAGUUGAGACACUCAUUUCAAUUUUUUCCAAACUCCGUCUAAAAAAUUCGGUCUCCGCAGAAAGAAUUUCUUUUUAAGUAUCCGAACCCAAAGAAGUCUAUUUGACUUAUAUCAGGGGAUUGUAUAAGUAUUUCACUAUUCGAAAUGAUUUUUAUUCCCAAUCUAGCUUCAAGGUCAUUUGCAUAAUCUUGGGUCAACUUUAUCGUCUGGGAAGACGCUGCGUCACGAUAAAAAUUACCUUAUUUAUUUUUUUACCGUGCUAUUUAGGAAAAUGUUACUCUAAAAGUGGUUUCGAGACACGGUCAGCAUAUUGCUUUGCAGAUUUCUUCACUUUUUGGGGGACUUUGAUACGUGGGAGGACACCACGAUCGGACAUUGCACCCACAACUUAAAACUGUUUACAAAAGUUCUCCUCACGGGAAAACACCAAAUUCCGUGAAUUUUUUUUCGGCAUUUGUCGUGUAGUAAGCUCUUCGAGCUCAAUUAGUAACUUGUAGAGAAAAUAGUGCUUCGUCAAAUGUGACAAAUAACUCACUCCUAUUCCUCAACAGAAAAUUUAAAUAAAAUUUUUUGUAAGCACGAGCCAGAUUUUUUCUGGAACUAUUUGAAAUGACUAUCUCAGCUUCUGGGGGCUGUGGGGCAGGCAUUUUUCAAAGUAGAGGGCUGAAAUUUUGCACACAACUAUCUGAGGAUAACAUGCUCGUCUGUUCAAAAUUUUGACCCGCUACGACAAACCGUUCCGGGGUUAUUCAAGGUCAAAUUCGUAUCCACCAGGCCGCCCUCCCUUUGGUAUAUCUGUUCACCAGAUCAUGGAAUAAAGAUAUACUGUCCGUAUAAAGAUUACAACGUGACUGAUAUCAAAUAAGAAUAUUACCUAUUUUGUUCUGUAUAGUAAUUCUCGAGAAUAUGUAUAAUUGCAAUCAUUGAUGUGUGGAUUAAAUGAACCUAUACAUAUAUAUAUUGAAGGUGAAUAUAUACAUAUAUAUCACAACAAUGUGAAGCACAUUGAUGAACUAACUGAAUAAAUACAAGUUAGGUAUCACAUUGAAUUAAAUUGAAUCGAGUCCCACAAGUUUAUCUUCUUUAUAAGUAGAUACAUAGAAUAAUUGAUCACAGUUGUCGAUAUGUGAGAAUUUAAAUUUUUGAACUAAACUACUUUUAUCUUUAUCUUUUCAUCGUGCAUUCCAUAACUUGCGACAUGGUUGAGAAGAAUCACUAAUCAAUUUAUGUAUCUCCGAUUAGUAAAUUCGUGACAUAAUUUCUUCAGCUUGCAUGGGAUCCCAUAAACACUUACUGAAAAUGACAAUGUUCUAAACGACGGAAUUCGUGAUAUCACACUUGUAUUGAAUUCUAAUCUUUUGAAUGCCACACUGACCUUGAUGUGGAGUUGCUAAACUGGAGUAUAUAUCAAAAUGCCGAAAAUUUAGAGGACGUGUUAUAAUUCCGAUUUAGGAUUUGAAUCGGGCAUCACAUUUCUCUGAUAUUUAGCUGUCUAUACGCAUUAAUUAAUCAUCUUUGAAAUGGAUUUCGCAUCAAGAAUGAAAUCCAAGCUGGAUUUUUCCUCUGCGGUUGAGACUUUGCAAAACUUAAGCAAACUUGGAACUUGUUUAAAAUCAAUUGCUUCCGAACUGGCCGACAUUGCUGGGGCCACUGCUGACAUUGCAUUGACAAUUGCUUCCGGUGCGGUUCAGGUCGAAUCUCUUCGGGCCAACUUGAAAGAAAUUCAAUCCAGCAAGGACAUCGUGUCUAAAGAGAUCGAUACUGUGAACGAAAUUCUUGCAGCUUUGAAAAAUAUUGCACAAGAAGAUAUGAAAAAUCCGGUAGAAAAACAGGGCAAGGUUGCACGAGCAACUAACGCCGCGUUCAACCUGGUUAUCAUUGUGGUCAACAUUUUGGACGAACUUUGCCAAAUUGCGGAGAAAGUAGACAAACUCAUUGGUCUGGAUGGGUCUGAUGUUAAUGCGAUUAAAGAAUUAAUCAAGGGAAUCAAAGUGGACAUUGAGGACAUUGCGGUUCUAGUACAACAAGUUAAAGAUCAGGUGAAGGAAAUAGUCAAUAUCGUUAAAGGGGAUGAAGGAAAGGAGAAGAAAGUUAAGGAUAAGCAGCCAACUAAGGCGGACAAGGGUGAUGAUAAGGUGGACAAAACGGAUAAGGACGAGCAUGAUGGAGAUGAAAAUGAGGAAGGCGGAUGUUGGGCUGGUUUCAAAAAGUAUUGCUGUUGCUGCUGUGGCUGCUGCUCUAAAAAUAAUGAUGAAUAAGCGAUUUUUCAUUCACCAAUUGGAUAUAGUAUUUGGAAUUUUUUUUAUGCUAUAAAUAAUGAAAGAGCUCAUUUGCAACAUAAAUAUCUAAUAAAUGAUGA
Molecule: messenger RNA, 3386 nt
Organism: Folsomia candida
Lineage: Eukaryota; Metazoa; Arthropoda; Collembola; Entomobryomorpha; Isotomidae
Exons: 3
Coding region: 2548-3285 (245 amino acids)
Source: RefSeq, a predicted model, not a curated record